UAUCCAGAGUUAUUGAAACUGUUAUUUCAGAAUGGUUGAACGUUGCUCAUAUAUUUAUCCAAUGCUAACGAGAUAAUCUAGUUUAACUCAUUUAAACAGGCAAAGUAAAAAAUUAAGACAAAAUUGAUUGACCGUAAUUGAUGAACAGUACAGUAAACUUUGAUCAAACUGAAAUCACAGUUUUAAGAGACGCUAUUGUCAAUUAUGAUUAGGAUAUAAACAUUAAAUGAGUUAAACUACAUUAUUUCAUUGUUAUGAGUUAAUAGGGCUUCGCUCUCACUGAAUUUUAUAUCAACUCAAUGUAGCUACAUUAACUUAUUUCCUCGAUAAAUCCCACAAAAAAUUGAAAAUAAAUAAUCAAAAACCGUUACCUAGACGCAGAUAUGUCAACAAAAACAGAUCGAUUGAGUGAAUGGCCAACCAAAAACAAUGGCCAAUGGACGAUGACGAAAAUUUGAUUGACUGAUGAAUCUAAUGGUCGAUGUUUUAAAAUCAAAAAACACCAUGUUCGGUGAUAUUACAAUGAAUUGUAGAGGGAGCUUUAAACAGGGAGUUUUCAUCUUCCAUCGAUUCACCAUGUAAACAAAGCUGCUCCGCUGAUUUGAAUACAAUCAUUUAAUAAUGAAAUAAAGUGUGUUUUAUCCAUUGAACAAUCAUAAUUAUGACACCAUCCGAGUCAAUUAACAUUCACAGUGAUGUGUUUUACUCGCCAGCAAAAAAAGGAUUUAAUCAACAAUGGUUCACUUCCAUUCGUUGCAGUGUGAAUGCAAUUAACCGGGAACCAUUGGAAUCAGUUUUAUUUUACCAUUGAUUUGCCAUUUUCACAGGCCAAUUGAAACUGUUUAAAGAUUGCCAAAUGAGUUCUUUGAUUGUUUGUUGCUGCUGUCAACUUGUUUUUCUUUUAUAUACACUUCUGAGUUGGCAAAUUGUUCGAUCAGAUGAUCGCUUUGUUUUCAAUAUUGGAGCUGUUCUCAGUUCAGGUCCCAAUAUUGCUUUAUUUCUUCAGCAAAUUGAAACGGGAAAACUCAUGCUGCCAGCAAGAACUGAAUUGAUUGGUAAUACGGUUCCGAUGAGUGUUAAUCCAAUUCGAACAGCUCAAGAUGUUUGUGAUAAUUUGAUCUCAAGACAGGUUUAUGCGGUGAUUGUUAGUCAUCCAAAUACUGAAGAAUCAUCUCCAGCUUCAGUUUCAUUCACCUGUGGUUUUUACAACAUUCCUGUAAUCGGUAUUUCCAAUCGUGACUGUUCCCUAUCGAAUAAAAAUCUACAUGGUUCUUUCAUGAGAACUGUUCAACCAUAUUCCCACCAAGCUGAUGUUUGGAUUGAAUUGAUUCGCUCACUCAAUUAUCAAUCUAUUGUUUUUAUCCACUCCUCGGACAAUGAUGGUCAAAGUACAUUACACCGUUUCCAGAACAUGGCUGACCGUAGUCAAAUUAAAAUUGAAAGGGUCAUUGAGUAUGAUCCUAGAUUAUCUAAUGUUGGAGCUGAACUGUUGAAAGUCAGGGAGGAAUUAAGCUGUCGAGUGUACAUCUUAUAUGCAAGUCGCGAGGCAGCAAUCAAAAUAUUUAAAGAAAUUGAACGUCUUAAUAUGACUGGUUAUGGAUACGUUUGGUUAGUCUCUGAACAGGCCUUAGGUGCUCCCAAUGUUCCUAAUGGUGUAAUUGGUCCUUCUCUUCGAAAUGCUCGAGAUGAAGCUUCACACAUCCGAGAUAGUGUUAACAUCAUUGUUAUGGCUUUGAGAAAUCUAUUUCUCCAUGAAAACAUUACCCAACCUCCAAAUGACUGUCGACGAACAGUCGAUAAAUGGGAAACUGGCCUAGUUUUCAUGAAGUACUUAAAGAAUCAAACUCUUGAAGUUGGAGCAACUGGGAAAAUAUCAUUUGAUGAGAACAAUGAUAGACGUGAAUCUGAUUAUUCAAUCAUCAACAUACGAGCUGGUGGUAAAGCUGAAGUUGGUAAAUAUGUUUACAAUAGAGAAGUUGAUUCUAUGGUUAUGAGUCUUAAUCACUCUGAUAUUGUAUGGCCUGGAGGUUCAGCGACCAAACCACCAGGUUAUUAUGUUGUCACUCAUCUUCGAAUUGCUACAAUUGCUGAGGAACCUUUUGUUUGGGCCACACCAGUUCAUCAAAAUGAUUUAACUUCAUCCUCAUCAUACUCCUUCUCAUCGCAAAGUGUAUCAUCAAUAACAUCAUCAACAUGUCCUUCUGGAAGUAUCCCAUGUCCAAAAGUUGAUCUAAACACAGGCAUUGAACAACUGUACUGUUGCAAAGGCUAUUGCAUUGAUUUGUUAACCAAAUUAUCUGAUCAAAUGGGAUUCACGUACAAUUUACAUUUAGUUCCUGAUGGGAUGUAUGGACAUUAUGAAUUCAAUGCUGAAGGAAGGAAACAAUGGACUGGUUUAGUUGGUGAAUUGAUAAGUAAAAAGGCUGAUAUGGUAAUUGCUCCAUUAACCAUAAAUCCUGAAAGAGCCAAAGUAAUUGACUUCUCCAAACCAUUUAAAUAUCAAGGAAUAGCAAUGUUACAAAAAAAGAUUCCCAAAGGAGCUAAACUGGAUUCCUUCUUGCAACCUUUUCAAAAUACUCUUUGGCUACUUGUGAUGGCUUCUGUCCAUGUUGUUGCUCUCGCUCUGUACCUACUUGAUCGUUUCAGUCCAUUUGGAUCAUUUGGACUUUCAAAAGUAGACAAACUUGGGCCAGACGAUGAAAAGGCUCUCAAUUUUUCCAGUGCAGUCCUUUUUGCUUGGGGAGUUUUGUUGAAUAGUGGUAUUGGUGAAAAGACUCCCAAAAGUUUUUCAGCUCGUGUUCUGGGAAUGGUUUGGGCUGGAUUCGCUAUGAUUGUUGUUGCCUCUUAUACUGCCAACUUAGCAGCAUUUCUAGUCUUGGAUCAAGCUGAGACAGAAAUCACUGGUCUCGAUGAUGCUAGACUGCGAAACCCAGCUGAGGGCUUUAAUUAUGCUACUGUAAGGGGUAGCUCUGUUGAUAUGUAUUUCCGAGGUCAGGUUGAGCUGUCCAAUAUGUAUCGAUUAAUGGAGGAAAUUAACCGACCUUCAACUGAAUCAGCAAUUCAAGCUGUUAAAAAUGGUGAUUUAAAUGUCUUUUUUUGGGAUUCACCAAGAUUGGAAUAUGAAGCUGCUCAAGAUUGUAAAUUAAUCAUUUCUGGUGAAACUUUUGGUAGAUCAGGGUAUGGAAUUGGUUUACAGAAACAUUCAUUUUGGACUGAAAAUGUUACUCUAUCCAUUCUCGGUAUGCAUGAGUCUGGUUUUAUGGAAGGCUUAGAUAAUAAAUGGAUUUUAAAAGGAGAUGAAAAGUGUGAUAAAACCCAAGAAAACUUUCCAACAACCUUAGGACUUAAAAAUAUGGCCGGAGUUUUCAUGUUAGUUGCUGGAGGAAUUUUGGCUGGAUUUAUAUUCAUUACAAUUGAAAUAAGUUAUAAACGAAGAAAAGCCAGAAGAUUUCGCCAAAUUAAUUCAGCUAGAAAAGCAGCGAAAAAAUGGAGAUCAUUAGUCCAGAGACAAAAGCAAAUGAAAGCACCAUUCAAAGUGCCGGUAACAAUGGUCAAUCCAAUGCCAGGAGGUGUACCUACCAGUUCAGCAAUUACACCAAGCUCAAUGGUUGGAUCAGGAGGAACAAGUGAUUUUGUUUCUCCGACCGCAUCAAACACUUUACCUUCAAAUCCGGCUCCACCGCCACCUCCACUGCCAUUUAAAAGAACAGCUCGAGAUCAAACUUUGGAUCGAAGUCGACUCGAUUUGGUUGCCAGUUCACAUCAACCAAGACAAGCAGGGUUCCGUUUACCUGGUCCAUACACAGUUGAACGAAAUAUGAGUGAAAUAAUGGCCAAGUCUCCAACAUCUUUCAAUCCUCCACUUCCUCCACUGCCGUCUUCUGACCUGACACAGCCGCCAACCUCACAACCUCCAGAAGGAUUCAUGUCUGGUUAUUAUCAUGGUUACUAUCAACCAAGUGGCUAUGAGCAAAGACCUAAAUCGAGUAUUGGAGAAGUUCCGUCCAACAAUGAGGCUGCUUCUUAUUCAGGACAAUUAGAUCCUAACAUUCCACCUCCACCUCCGCCUCCUUCAACAUCACCGCGACCUCCACGAACUCCACAGCAGCAUUAUACGCCUUAUGUGAGACGGGGUAAAGGUUAUUUUGCUGUGUGAAACUGUUUUUAAUAAGAAUAAUUAACAUUUCCUAAAAUUUUAUCAAAUGAUGUUGAUAGAAUAACGAUUGUUAUCAUAGAAAUGAACAAAUGAAAUCAAUGUGUUGUCCUUUUUAAUUUCCAUUGUCAAAAUGGGCUUCCUUCAAAAUGAACUUCCUUUUUGAAUUCCAUGUACAAUUCAAUUCAAUAUUUUUCCUCACCUUGACGAAUUAUUAUCUUCCUCUUUAACAAGUUCAUAUCAAAUCAACAUUCAUUUUUA
Messenger RNA from Tetranychus urticae (two-spotted spider mite), 4414 nucleotides. RefSeq names its product glutamate ionotropic receptor NMDA type subunit 1 (gene Nmdar1). The record is from RefSeq and is a predicted model, not a curated record. Gene Ontology annotation, biological process: monoatomic ion transport. NCBI's taxonomy places the organism in Eukaryota, Metazoa, Arthropoda, Arachnida, Trombidiformes, Tetranychidae. Gene Ontology annotation, molecular function: signaling receptor activity; ligand-gated monoatomic ion channel activity. Gene Ontology annotation, cellular component: membrane.